CUGGGCUGGUCACCGUGAAGAAGCUCUGGACCACUCAGCUUCUGCCCUCCACUGCCUUCUCCUACCUGGGGGAUUUAUAAAGGGCCAGCGGAGCCACUGGAAAUGACCCCAAGGUCUAACUCUUCUCUAGAGACUAAAGCCCAUGGGUGCCUGGGCCUACAUUUUCUUUUGUUCUCCAGAAGAAAAUAUAUGAUUCCUGUGCCAGCAGAUAGGACAGCCAUUCCUCUAUCAGAUGGCUUUCCAAGUCUGCACACAAGCCCACAGUCUCAGCUCAGGGCUUCACAAGGUACAAUGAAAUCCUGGCCUCUCACAGUCAAGGGAUGUGUGUCCCUCUUAGCAGAUUUAGGGCACUUCCCAAAUGACUUGGUAUUUACUCUUAGGAGGCCAGCAUUGGGAAAGGAGGGAGAGGGGGGCUGGUUGGCUCCUCUGUGGACAGGGCAGCUGAAGCUAGAGCUUACAGUCCUCCUUUGGACCUCUAGAAGCAUCUUCCUUGGGCCUAGGAAGGGCCCUCCUACACUGGGGCCAAUGACCACAACUCAGCAGCCUCCUCCUUCUGCUGUUCUGCUCCCCACAGAUGAUCGGUAUCCCGAAAGGGCUGCUCCUGGGCGCCUGCACUUGGAGUCCAGGGCAGACCACCUGGAUGAUGCCUUAGAGGCUGUCCCUUCCCCAUAGAAAACAGUGGGGAGCAGGGAGGCAGUCUCAAAUCUCAACACACACUCUCAUACAUCUCCCAACAGCUGCUGGAAAGCCUUUAGACCAAACUCUGCCCCUACAUUUGGGGGGUUUUCCUGCCACCAGUCAGCCCUGGACUUGGACUCUAGGCUGAUGGCCGGUGCUCCCCCACUCAGCUGCUCAUCUACCUUGUUCGUAGGGAGGCAGUGGGAGAGGGGAGAACAAGACAUUCCUGGCCCCCAUGGCUCAGGAAGGAAGGAAAUGAAGGACUGUGGUUGCUGGAGCGUGUGGGGGGAGGGACACAACAUGAUGGCAGGGGUGGCGCUGCCUCAGCAACCAGCAACGGGCCCUGUCUUGCACUUGCAGCCACAGCUCACUCUCCAUCAUCACACUGGCCCCUCGGUCUCAGGGCCUGGAAACAGCUGGAGGUCGGCUUUACCCCUCCUUCUAAAACCUUUCCUCCCAGAUCUUUGCCUCGCCUUGAAUCACCUUCCCCGCCCACUGGGAUCUUCUCACUCUCCCUAAAUCUGAGAGAGGGACCCAGGCCCUUGCGGUUCCCACUAGUCCGCUGCCUCCCAGCGUCCACGAGGGGGAGCUGUGGGAAGUGUUCCUCUCUUUCACAAGGACCACAUCCCGGGAUGGGGUCUGGACAGAGAGCCUGGUUUGAGCCCUGAUUCCUGUGGAAGCUGGCAGAAGCUGACCCCCAUUUCUUCCCACACGUUCUUUCCCAUGAUGGCAGCUAUAGGAGCUGCUUCUCUCCAUUGCAGAAGUCAGCCUGGUUUCUCCACGCAGGAAUGGGAUUCCUGUGUCUUCCUGGGAGAAUCGUGUUGAUAAGUAUCUUGCAGGAGUGCAUAUUAUGUGUCAUUUCUACCUUUCUGAAUCCCUUUUGAUGACGUUCUGUGGGGUAGAAUCAGGGAGCAUUAGCUUGUUAUUGCAGGGACUGACAGGACAGAUAUUUUAGAGAGCUUCUUUUCCUGCAUCAGGAUCAUGUUGAUACAUUAAAACAAGAGCCUUUAGUACCAUUUGCCAGCAACCUAGCCAUCCAUCAAGAGCAGAGGAGAAGCCAAGCCCUCCUCUCCCUCCCCCACACCUGGUAUAACUCCCCUCUGGCACAAAAUCGCGGAAGGUCCUAUGAAAACUGGGAUUCCCUAAAUUCUUAGACAAGCCAGGCUAUCUCCCCAACUUCGCCCUGAGCCCACCUCCAGGCUCCACCCCACACCAGUCAUGGAUUUCCCACUCUCAUUCCUCUGUUCCCCUAUAGCAAGGCCAGCCCCACACUCUUGGCACCUCAAGAUUCAUCCUCUUGAGAUCCCACAGAAGUGGGAGGCUUCUCCUUCCUUAUCUGGACAGGUAAGACAGACCCUCCAGAGAUGAGCCCCAGGGGUCACAAGCACUUCUUGAACUCUGGAUCCUGCGGGGCUCACACAUGUUGGUACACACAUACACAAAACCCCUUUUUGCAAACAUUCAUGUGGCUGAGAUACUAAGGCCACCAGGGGAUCUAGGGCUCACUGCCUGACCUAGGCCUCUGGCACCUGGGCCACCCACAGUCUUGGUGAGUGACAAGUGCUUUGCUUCUAACUGCCUUCAGCUGUUCUGAGGGCUAUUUAUAUUCUCUUGAAAAAGUGAGGGAGGCUGGUUGCUUAGUUAAUGCUGAGCUCUGACUCCCUGGAGUGGGAGCUGAGCCCAUGGGUCUCAGGGCACCUUUUGAAAGUCCCAAAGUUUGGGAUCCAGCAUACUUAGUCCUUCUGCCCCCUAGCGGCUUUUCUGGCUCUCCUCCAGGCUAUCCCAACCCCCUAUACCCAGCAGGCCAGCUCUCUACCCUGUCCCUGCUCCUCUGUAGGCAUCCAGUCCCAUCCAUCGCUAACAUUCUUGCCCUCCCCUCACAGGCAUCCCCUUUGAGCCCCAGAGUGACUCAUCUUCCCCCUUCCCACCAGCACCCCCUCAACCACACACGACACUGCACACCACAGUGGGUCCCCAUUGUGACAGGGCCCUUUCCUGACCUGCGAGUGACUGGCCACCAGACCUGAUGGCCAAUAUCCUCUGAGGCCAGAGGGCUAACCCCCAUCCUGCUGCCAUCCCUUAGACAAAUGUGCAGUACAACAUCCCUGUGUCCUCUGCCUCCCUUCCGGCCAUCAAGAGCCUGGGCCUCAGGGGCAUCACGUGUGUCGGCCUGACCAACCUGGGUGGCUCGCCAGCUUCGCAUCAGGUGCUGGAGGCUGUGGCCUACCACCUGGGCCCGCAUCUGCAGAGCUUGUGCCUCAGUGGGGGUAACCCCACAGAGGCGUCCUUUGUAGCCUUGGUCCUGGGCUGCCCGGCCCUGCGUAUCCUUGACCUCAGUGGCUGCAACAGCCUCUUCCUAUCGGGCAUGCCGAUAGCUCAGCCCAAGACGGCGCAGCUGGUCCAGCAGGUGUGGAGUGGCCUCCAUGAGCUCAACUUGGCUGGCCUGUGGGACCUGACUGACCUCAGUUUCAGCCGGUUCCGCCACUGUGCCCCCAACCUGGAGCGCCUCUCCUUGGCCUACUGUCACCUCACCUUUGAGCUAGGCCCAGCCCAGGGCUCUCUUGGCCCCCAAGACUUCUCCUGCUCCCAACCCUCCUUCCACAACCUGCUGCAAUUUGUGAAGGAAAGGGCUGGUAGGCUAUGCGGCCUGGACCUGAGUGGUACCGGCUUGCUCCCCAAGGCUGCCAAGGCCCUGGCUCAGGUGGCCGGGCUGCAGCUGAAGGAGCUGAGCCUGCGUGCCUGCCAGGACCUCUCCACAGGGGCUGUGGCUGCCCUUUGCCGUCUGCAAUCAGGCCUGACCUCCCUGGACCUCAGUGGCUGCUCAGAACUGGCUGACGGGGCUCUCCUGGCCAUCAGCUGCGGCCUGGCGUGCCUGCAGUGCCUCCGCCUGAGGAAGCUGCAGCGGCUGACGGACACUGGAUGCACAGCCCUGGGGGCCCUGCAGGAGCUGCACAGCCUGAACUUGGCAGAGUGUGGCCGGGUGAGCGGGUGGGGCCUGGCCCGGGCCCUGGGCUCAGGGCGCAAAGCUCCAGCCCCCUUCGCCUCCCUCAGCCUGGCCUACUGCUCCUCACUCAAGGAUGCCUCAGUAUACUCCCUCAUCCCAGUGCUGGGCCCAAGCCUCAGGGUGCUAGACUUAUCCUCCUGUGUGGCCCUCACCAACAGGACCCAGCAGGCCAUCCGUGCCUCCCUAACCUACCUGUCAGUCCUGCGCCUGGCCUGGUGCAAGGAGCUCCGAGACUGGGGGCUUCUGGGGCUGGGGGACCCAAGUGACGAACCUACACAGGAGCCCCAGCUACAUCAAGAGCUGGAGCAUCAAGCCUUGGGCCCCAAGGACCCUUCUCCCCAGCCACAGGGCUCUUCCCUGCUCAUGCUGCAGGCCCUGUGGGAGCUGGACCUCACAGCCUGCAGCAAACUAACUGAUGCCAGUUUGGCCAAGGUGCUCCAGUUCCCUGAGCUGAGGCAAUUGUCACUGAGCCUAUUGCCAGCACUCACGGACAAGGGCUUGGUGGCCGUGGCCAGGGGCUGCCCCAGCUUGGAGCGCUUGGUGCUGAGUCACUGCAGUCUCCUCAGCAACGAGGGCUGGUCCCAGGCAGCCAGCUCCUGGCCUAGGCUGCAGCACCUCAACCUGGCCAGCUGUGGGCAGCUCACAGAACAAACUCUGGAUACCGUUGGGCAAGCAUGCAAGCAGCUCCGGAUGUUAGAUGUGGCCAUGUGCCCUCGUAUCAGCAUGGCUGCCGUCAGGUGCUUCCAAGCCCAACUGCCCCAGGUGACCUGCGUCCAGUCCCGCUUCAUGGGAGGGGCUGACCUGACCAUAACGCUCUAGGCCAGGUCAGCAACCAACCCUGUGCCUCAGCAGAGUCCCCAUUCCUGGCCUGUUGACCUGGUUUGAUUCAGUGCCUCCUGCCCUCCUCUGCCACAUGCCCCCAAAGCCCCUUUCCCAAGCUAUAAACCCCUUUCUCUAGGACUAGGGGUAGGACUAAUCCAGGGCAGCCCAGCGGGCUUCCUGCCCCACUCUGCCCUAUGGCUCAGCAGGAGCCUUUUCCAGCUUUAUGUUCCAGCUUUAUGUUCCACAGGCCGCUGGAAAUGCCAGCUCCUGCUCUCCUGGACAGGCCUGGAUCCGGAGGCCAGGCCCACAGGUGGGAUGCAUCUGGUACUGGGGAAGAGUAGACCUUGUGCCUCUUGCCCUGC
Nyctereutes procyonoides (raccoon dog) is the source of this 4866-nucleotide messenger RNA. RefSeq lists its product as uncharacterized. NCBI's taxonomy places the organism in Eukaryota, Metazoa, Chordata, Mammalia, Carnivora, Canidae. Gene Ontology annotation, biological process: SCF-dependent proteasomal ubiquitin-dependent protein catabolic process. The record is from RefSeq and is a predicted model, not a curated record. Gene Ontology annotation, cellular component: SCF ubiquitin ligase complex. The transcript has 5 exons. The coding region runs from base 3044 to 4501 and encodes 485 amino acids.